AUGACACGGACCAGGCGGCGCGAGGCGGGCCGCGAACGGCUGCUGGCCCGCGAGCCCGAGCGGGAGGAACGAGCGUUUUGGAGCCGGCUGAAGGUGCUGCCCCCUCCAGUGCCCCGCGUGGCCGCGAAGCUGCUGCCUCUGGACGGAGCUCGCACCCGGCGCGCCGCGGCUGGCGUGUUUCCCGGGCUUUGUCUCCCGCCCCGCGCCCCGGCGUGCCUCUCUGCACGCUGGCCCUAUUUUGACCUCUGGUCUGGGCGAGCUGGGCACCUAGAGAAGUGUCUGCCUUCCUCCUCUCACAGCAGUAGCUCCCCAGAGUGUGAAGGAUCCAACAUCUGUACCACGCGAGGUGUGAGCUCUUGUCAGCAGUGCCUGGCUGUGAGUCCUGCGUGUGCCUGGUGUUCAGAUGAGGACCUGCCUCUGGGCUCACCGCGCUGUAACCUGAGGGAAAAUCUGCUGGCGGAUAACUGUGCUCCGGAGUCCAUUGAGUUCCCGGUCAGUGAGGUCCAGGUCUUGGAAGCCAGGCCGCUCAGCAGCAAGGGCUCGGGAGACAGCUCUCAGAUUACUCAAGUCAGUCCGCAGAGAAUUGCUGUCCGGUUACGGCCAGAUGAUGCGAAGCAGUUCUCUGUCCGUGUGCGGCAGGUGGAGGACUACCCCGUGGACAUCUAUUACCUCAUGGACUUGUCCUACUCCAUGAAGGACGACCUGCGGAGCAUUCAGAAUCUGGGCACCAAGCUGGCCUCUGAGAUGCGCAAGCUUACCAGCAACCUGCGGAUCGGCUUCGGGGCCUUCGUGGACAAACCCGUGUCCCCGUACAUGUACAUCUCCCCGCCGGAAGCCCUUACCAACCCCUGCUAUGAUAUGAAGAUCCCGUGUUUGCCCAUGUUUGGCUACAAGCAUGUGCUGACACUGACUGACCAGAUGAACCGCUUCAAUGAGGAGGUGAGGAGACAGAGCGUGUCACGGAACCGGGAUGCCCCGGAGGGUGGCUUCGAUGCCAUCAUGCAGGCUACAGUCUGUGAGGAAAAGAUUGGCUGGAGGAACGAUGCGUCACACCUGCUGGUGUUCACUACUGAUGCCAAGACCCAUAUAGCGCUGGAUGGCCGGCUGGCCGGCAUUGUCCAGCCCAAUGACGGGGAGUGUCACAUUGGCAGUGACAAUCAUUACUCUGCCUCCACUACCAUGGAUUACCCCUCUCUGGGGCUGAUGACUGAGAAGCUAUCUCAGAAUAACAUCAAUUUGAUCUUUGCAGUGACUGAAAAUGUAGUGAGGCUCUACCAGAACUAUAGUGAGCUCAUCCCGGGGACCACAGUGGGGGUGCUCUCUGCGGAUUCCAGCAAUGUCCUCCAGCUCAUCGUUAAUGCUUACGGGAAAAUCCGUUCUAAAGUAGAGCUGGAAGUACGUGACCUCCCUGAAGAGUUGUCUCUGUCCUUCAACGCCACCUGCCUCAACAAUGAAGUCAUUCCAGGCCUCAAGUCUUGUGUGGGGCUCAAGAUUGGCGACACGGUGAGCUUCAGCAUUGAGGCCAAGGUGCGUGGCUGUCCGCAGGAGAAGGAGAAGGUCUUCACCAUCAAGCCCGUGGGCUUCAAGGACAGCCUCACCGUCCAGGUCACUUUCGACUGCGACUGCGCCUGCCAGGCCUACGCUGAGCCUUCCAGCCACCGCUGCAACCGUGGCAAUGGCACCUUCGAGUGUGGGGUGUGCCACUGCGGGCCCGGCUGGCUGGGGGCCCAGUGCGAGUGCUCCGAGGAGGACUAUCGGCCCGCUCAGCAGGACGAGUGCAGCCCCCGGGAGGGCCAGCCCGCGUGCAGCCAGCGGGGCGAGUGCCUCUGUGGCCAGUGCCUCUGCCACAGCAGUGACUUCGGCAAGAUCACCGGCAAGUACUGUGAGUGCGAUGACUUCUCCUGCGUCCGCUACAAGGGCGAGAUGUGCUCAGGCCAUGGCCAGUGCAGCUGCGGGGACUGCCUGUGUGAUUCUGACUGGACUGGCUACUACUGCAAUUGCACCACGCGCACGGACACCUGCAUGUCCAGCAACGGGCUGCUGUGCAGCGGCCGGGGCAAGUGCGAGUGCGGCAGCUGCGUCUGCAUCCAGCCAGGAUCUUAUGGGGACACCUGUGAGAAGUGUCCCACCUGCCCGGAUGCCUGCACCUUUAAGAAGGAGUGUGUGGAGUGUAAGAAGUUUGAUCGCGGAAUCCUCCACGAGGAAAACACCUGUAGCCGCUACUGCCGUGAUGAGAUUGAGCCUGUGAAAGAGCUGAAGGACUCUGGCAGAGAUGCGGUGAAUUGUACCUACAAGAAUGAGGAUGACUGUGUUGUCAGAUUCCAGUACUACGAAGACUCCAGUGGCAAGUCCAUCCUGUCCGUGGUAGAGGAGCCAGAGUGUCCCCAGGGCCCUGACACCCUGGUGGCCCUGCUGUCGGGGAUGGGGGCCAUUCUGCUCACCGGCCUUGCCAGCCUGCUCAUCUGGAAGCUCCUCGUCACCAUCCACGACCGGAAGGAAUUUGCCAAGUUUGAGGAAGAACGAGCCAGAGCGAAGUGGGACACGGCCAACAACCCACUCUAUAAAGAAGCCACAUCCACCUUCACCAAUAUCACCUACCGGGGCACCUAACGGCAAGAAGUCAUCCUCAGAUCAUUAGCAGACUAUGCCAGGAUGGCAGGAGUCUGUGCCAUUGUGUUUACAGAGGACAGUAUUGGGGGUGGGACUUGGGACCAGGAGUGGGGUGGGCUGGGAGAAUGUGGUGGAAGUGUGGGGCUCUAUGCUUGUGUGUGGUUAGUGUGUGUGUUCCGUGUGGGGAAACGUGUAAUUUAAAACUUGUGAUGUGUCCCCAGAAGCAGAGCUCCGCCUGCUUUUGUCUUCAGAGUGCCUUUGUCCUCAGAAUGCCCCCUGCUGGGAUUUUUCCUGCUCAGGUUGAGGAUGAUCUGUGGAGCUGAGCAGGUGUUCUUUUUGUUACCUCAGUGAGAGACCAGCUUUCCCUGUCAGGCCAUUGUCCCUGAAGAACAGGACAGGGCUGAGGUCUCUAUACCCAGAGGAAGGUACAGUAAGCCUGGGCUCCAUCCUGGGUGUGUAAUUUCAUGGUUUUGGGGUCCAGCUCUUGCCAUCUAUGCUAGGAACUGCUGGAGGUGGCAGCCCUCUGUCUCCUUUCUCUUCUCUCAGGCUGAAGGGUGAGUCAGGGAAGAGUGGAACCCUCAGAGCUGCCUGUGCCUCUUGCCCUGCUUCAGCCCAGCUGUGGUUCUCUCAUAAAAGGAGUUGUUAAUACCUAAUUCUUUGACCCAUUGAGAGGUUGGCAGGGCUGCUCUGGGGUCAUGCAUGGCCUGGGGUGUGUGUUAGCAUCCUCUAGUUCAUAUCCGCUACCCUCAGAUUUGCAUCACUUGGCAGCUCUCCCCUCGAAGUUUCUAGAAGUGUCAGCCUUAGAGUAGCACCAUCUCUUUACCUCCUACUUCCAUGCCUUGACUGCUGCAGACAUUUGCUAUGUAUGGGGAUUCCUUUCGUGCCUUAAGUGCUGUUCCUCCAAGGGACAGUGCCCAGGUCUCUCCCCUGCAGACCUACCCUUGUCCCAGGUACCUCUCCAACCUAAUUCUGGGCCUCUGGGUGCCACAUCCUUCCUUGAGGGUGGUUGCAUUUACCUACCUCUUGGGUGUUUUGUGAAGAAGUCAUUGUCAUGAGUUUGCUGAGCAUAAAUAAGCCAGGACGGACUUGGCCUAAUUACAUCAGCAUGUGUAGCUUGUUCUAUGGGCUGGACAACCUCAUUUUAAUGUCUUUAAUCUGAGAGGCCAUAGGAGCAAGUUUACUUCAUUUUUCUCACUCGGGUACCUGAAGCUAUAAUGAGGUUUGCUGGACCUAAAGGAACAUGUACAUAAACAUUCUUAUAUUGCAUUUGUAAUUUUAUUUGAUGAGAAAGAAAGCUUGAAAAACCACACAGACUUGGACAGAAGGCAGACAUCCCUCCUGGGCAUUAUGGCAAGCUGAUUCCCAGUUGCUGGGCUGGAGGGGCCUGUGUCUCCCUGGUAGUCUGUGGUGGUGGACAUAUGGAUGUGCCAGAUUUUCCUGAAGGGGACAGACUCUUCUUUUUGUCCCACAAAGAGCAUUUGCUCCUGUUUUGCUGACUUUUUAGCUAAUGUUAAAAACCAAGCCCCACCACCCAAGGAAAAGGAAAGAUCUAGAAGUGAUGAUUGGAAAAUCAGAGUUCUGGCCUCGAUGUUGCAGCUUAAAGAAUCUUUACUAUCAAUUUAAAAAAGUUGCUUUUC
This is a messenger RNA of Octodon degus (degu), 4247 nucleotides long. It is a transcript of the gene Itgb3, whose product is annotated as integrin subunit beta 3. The coding region runs from base 1 to 2610 and encodes 869 amino acids. Lineage: Eukaryota; Metazoa; Chordata; Mammalia; Rodentia; Octodontidae. Gene Ontology annotation, cellular component: cell surface; integrin complex; focal adhesion. Gene Ontology annotation, molecular function: fibronectin binding; fibrinogen binding; integrin binding. Gene Ontology annotation, biological process: integrin-mediated signaling pathway; cell-matrix adhesion; cell migration. The record is from RefSeq and is a predicted model, not a curated record. The transcript has 17 exons.